AUGAUGGAGGAGCAAGAGCGGCCUCGGAAAUUAGCCAAACUAGACCACGACGAAGAUACCACCUACGAGAUACUCGGCCCUGCCAUGACUGGAGCUGGUGAUGUUGCCGGCAAAGAACCGGAGCCUUCCACAAGGAGACAAAAACGGACAACGAAACCCACAACUCAAGACGGCGCGGAGGCAGCCGCGCCUGUUAUGUCCAAAAAUCAAAUGAAGAAACUACGCCGCGCGGAAGCUCACCAGCAAAAGCGCGCACUUCAAAAGGCCCAGAAAAAGGAAAAGAUCAUAGAAAAGCGAGAGCGUCGCAAGGCUAUGAUUGAGGAGGCAAGGGCAAAAGGCGACGAAGAAGCUGUCAACAAGCUACGGGCGUUGUGGAAAGGCAAGAAAGCCAAGCACAUCAAGUCCACACUCAUACCUCUGACAUUCGUGAUGGAUUGUGGCUAUGAUGAGCUGAUGUCUGAUAGAGAGCGCAUCUCACUAGCCGGUCAGCUCACGCGCUCAUACUCGGACAACAGCCGCGCACCCUACAGCGGACACAUGAUGUUCUCGUCGUUUGACAAAUUACUGAAAGAGCGAUUCGACACCAUAUUGACAUCACACAAGAACUGGAAGCGCGUCCGAUUUCUGCAGGAAGACUUUGUGCGUGCUGGCGAGCUGGCCAAAGAAGAUAUGGCAGCCCCGCGAGGAGGUCAACUCGCUGGACCGUUCGCUGAACAAACUGAUGCGAAGCCCGAGGACGGUGAAAUCAUCUAUCUCAGUAGUGAUAGUGAGAAUACUCUGACCGAGCUGAAGCCUUACAGCACUUAUAUUGUCGGAGCGCUAGUGGAUAAAAACCGACACAAGGCAGUUUGCUAUAAACAGGCGGUUGCGAAGGGCAUCAAAACCGCCAAAUUGCCUAUCGGGCAGUACAUUCAAAUGGCCCAUCGUCCUGUACUGGCCACCAACCAUGUCAUUGAGAUCAUGCUUCAAUGGCUGGAGCUUCGUGACUGGGGAAAGGCGUUCAUGAAGGUUAUUCCCACCCGGAAAGGCGGAGCUUUGAAGGGAACUCAGGAUGAGGACGGGGACAACGCCGAGAAUGGUGAUGAAGAUGUGAACGAGGAAGAUAUGGAAGCAGAACAGAUGGAGCAACUGGAAGAAAUUGCAGCGUUGGAGGAAGGAAGCGAGGGCGAAAAUGUAGAGAAGCAAUAG
This is a messenger RNA of Penicillium mononematosum, 1188 nucleotides long. RefSeq names its product tRNA (guanine(9)-N(1))-methyltransferase (gene trm10). Gene Ontology annotation, cellular component: nucleus. Gene Ontology annotation, biological process: tRNA N1-guanine methylation. The transcript is spliced from 2 exons. Lineage: Eukaryota; Fungi; Ascomycota; Eurotiomycetes; Eurotiales; Aspergillaceae. The coding region runs from base 1 to 1188 and encodes 395 amino acids. Gene Ontology annotation, molecular function: tRNA binding. The record is from RefSeq and is a predicted model, not a curated record.